AUGGAAUUUUCAAACGAGGUUUUAGCUAUACUUCCUGAUAAUAUUUCUAUAAUUUCAUCAGAGGAUUUAAACGUCUUUAGAGAAACCAGCAAACAAGAAGGUCUCUGCAAGAUCAUUGAUACAAUGGGUAAAGCAUCAGCAAAGGCACAAGAUCUUAAAAUUGUUAUAACUACUACUAAUAAAAUGAAAGAACAUUUGCAUAAUCUUUACAUAAUGAAAAACCCAAAUAAUACUCAUAUAGUCGGAAUUCUAAAAGUUGGAGUUAAAAAAUUAUUUAUUGUGGAUAAAGUAGGAAAUCAGCAUGAGAUAGAGCCAUUAUGUGUCCUUGAUUUCUAUAUACACGAGAGUUAUCAAAGAUCAGGAUAUGGUAAACAAAUAUUUGAAUUCAUGUUAAAGAGUGAGGACGUCUCACCAAGUAAAUUAGCGUAUGAUAGGCCAUCAGAAAAAUUUCGCUCAUUUCUUAAAAAACAUUAUAAUUUAAUUAAUUUUAUUCCACAACCCAAUAGUUUUGUAGUCUUUGAUCAAUAUGGAUUAUCAGAUUCAAAUAAUAAUAGAUUUGAUAAAAGGCCAAAUACACGUAGUAGGAUGCAACAUAAUAGAUCUAUGAGUGAUUGUGGUAGAAUAGAUAAAAAUAGUGUCGUUGUGGAAAAUGAAAGAAUUGUUGGACAUAGAUAUACAAGAUCUCUCACUUCAAAUCGUCACUCUUAUAUUUCCUCUGAUUAUAAUAGUGACAGUGGUAGUGGCAGCAAUACUUCAAAAUCAGAUAAAAAUAAAUUUUUAUCAGUCACAGCAGCUGAACAUUCAACAAUUCCAAAUGAAUUAUAUGCAGAAAGAAAACGUGAAAUUAUAAAUAAUCAUAAAGAAAAUUUUAAGAAAUCAUUGUAUGGUAACAAUCCAAUUUCAUGGAACAAUGAGUAA
This is a messenger RNA of Entrophospora sp. SA101, 918 nucleotides long. The record is from the annotation of a GenBank genome assembly. NCBI's taxonomy places the organism in Eukaryota, Fungi, Glomeromycota, Glomeromycetes, Entrophosporales, Entrophosporaceae.